Gadus morhua (Atlantic cod) is the source of this 8806-nucleotide messenger RNA. RefSeq names its product A kinase (PRKA) anchor protein 11 (gene akap11). NCBI's taxonomy places the organism in Eukaryota, Metazoa, Chordata, Actinopteri, Gadiformes, Gadidae. The transcript has 12 exons. Gene Ontology annotation, biological process: intracellular protein localization. The record is from RefSeq and is a predicted model, not a curated record. The coding region runs from base 416 to 6034 and encodes 1872 amino acids. Gene Ontology annotation, molecular function: protein kinase A binding. Gene Ontology annotation, cellular component: cytoplasm.
GGAGUCGAACGAAUCGGCACAUCCUCAAUAUAACUGUAUAAAAAAAAAAUAUAGCUGAUAUAUUAAUUUGUGAUGGCUCGUUCAAAAUCGAGACUAGUUGUCAUUGAAGUUUAAACAAAGCAUAACUUUUCUAGAUCAAACAAAUAUCUCACAUUUUAUUUAUUUUGUUAGCGAACUAAACACAAAUACCCCUAUAAGUAAUACAGCUAUCUCGGCGUUGGAAAAUUUUGAUGUUAACAAACUACAUUCAAAAUGCAGUUUUAAUCCUCAACCACGGGCCAGAGUCGUUCAAAACAAACAGAUCGUACAGUACACGGACCGCCCAUCAGCAAGGAUGCCUAUCGCCAUAAUGCUGGAGCCCAACAGUGAACGGUGAGUGGCCCAGCCAGGUAGCCACGACCAGCCCUCCGUUGCCAUGGACGCCUGUGCCCGCAUUCGAGGGGUGCCGCUGAGGACCAGAGCGUCCAUUCGAAAAGAGACGGUGCGCGACAGCGGGGGACAGUGUGUGAAGAGCCUUCUGAGGACCAAGAAAGAGCUGUGUCGUGUGAGUGUGGAGCUGCAGAGAGGAGACGCACUCAGGUUAACCGAGAUCAAUUUUGUGUGUCUUCCUGGUCUCUCUGAAGGGAAGGAUGCCUCUCCACAGGCUCUGUCCUCUCUGCCCGUGGAGCUGUGUGACCUGCUCCGCUCCCUCCACGUCCACAGCCUCCGCAACGACGAGGUGCUGCUGCUCAAGGACUCGCGCCGCCCGGCCCCGGGAAGGGACCCAGCCACUCAGUGCUGGCUCAGGGUGGUGUGCGUGCUGAGGCACAGUCCCAGCUCUGGGCCCUGUCCUCAGGCCAUCAUCGCCUCCCUCCUGGGCCUGCUGGGGCGCUAUGCCGCCGGGAUCCGCUACGCCCUGGAGCUGCAGGUCCUCAACAGGGGCUCGUCCGAGUCCCACCAGGCGGAGGAGGACGACACCAACCAGUCCGUCUCGUCCAUCGAGGACGACUUUGUGACCGCGCUGGAGCAUCUGGAGGAGGAGGACGCCAGAGAGGCCCCCUCUGCAGCCGCAGCUCCGUAUCACCAUGGCACAAAACGUGACGUCGCGUCCCAGACCAUCCCGGCCCACAAGAGAAAGAAAGACCUUGCGGGGUCGCGUGUGAUCAUCGGCUCCUCCGCCAAGCGGCCCGCCUCCAAGCUCCAGUGUGGGCCGGAGGUGUCCAUCACGGUGCAGAGACCGUCAGCCCCCGACUCCCAGUGGACCCACUACAACCCGGGGACCCGCCUCCCGGAACCCGCCGCCGCCCACUACAGCGAGUCGGACGAUUCCGAUGGCUCCAGCCCCAGCCCCAUCAUCUUCCUGGAUGAGGUGGGCUACCAAAAGAGUCUGCUGGCCAAGCUGGACAUCCCCCAGGUGCCCGGCGGGCCCAGGGAGCCCGUGGAGGACUCUGACUCGGAAGUCAGCGAGUUCUUCGACAGUUUUGACCAAUUCGAUGACCUAGACGAGCUGAGCUCCGACAGCUGCACCCUCACCCUGCCUCUGGACCUCGUGAACCCCUCAGACCCGGGCCAGAAAAAGAAGAAGCCGUCCGAGAUCAAUGUAGGUGGCUCCAAAUACGUGUCUCGAGGCUGCUCCACCAAGGGUAGGAACCUGCAGCGCUUUGACCAGCCCCCCCUUCCCGCCAAUCUGAAAAAGCCUACACCUCUAAAACCCGGAUCACCCUACUCCCCGAACUCUGAAGUGCCCGACUCCCCCCGUCCUGUGCGGACGUCCUGCGAGGAGGGUCCGCUUUUCAGCCCCGUUAGCGCCUCGGCCUUCAGCCCCCUGGGCGACUCCGGAGGUUCACUGGAGUACUUUUGGAAAUCAGAGGGAGACGUCUCAGAGCUGCGCAAGCCCCAGGACCUUUGCUCGCUCUACAAGACCUACUCCGACUUCGCCAGCAGUCUGUCGAGGGAGAUCCUGGGCUCGGUGUGCGGCUACCAGUCCCCGACGGACAUGUCGGACAACAAGAACCUGAGCUGCGUCUGCCACAAGGAGUUCCAGAACCCCGCCGGCCACCUGAUGAAGCUCUCCGAGAUCCAGGAGGCCGUGACGGUGGACAAGCUGCAGCAGAGGCCUCAGUCCCUGAAGGACGGCAUCCAGCGCUUCGCCACAGACCUGGUGGAAAUGAGCUUGGGCAGCGCCCUGCGGGACCUCCAGAAGGGCGUGUCCCAGUGCACCACCACGCUCUGCCACCUGGCCGCCAGGCUCACCUCCUCCGUGUUCCAGAUGGCCUUCCACGAGAUCGGUAUGCGCCGCGCCAUCGUGCUGAAGGAGCGGGCCAUCAGCGGCCUGGCCGGCUUCCUGGUCGGCGAGGCCGUGUCCGGGGCGCUCAAGGAGUUCCUGACGGUCAAAAAGCAGAUCUUCAACAGCACGGUGUCCCAGUUUGCUGCAGACCUGGCCGAGGAACUGGUGUUUGAGGGCAUCAUGGAGGUGUGUCAGUUCUCCCACCCCUCGACCCCGCUCACCCCUAGUGACUGGUCCUUCGGCCAAGGGAGAGGCGAGGCAGAGGAGGAGGACGAUGACGACGAAGGAGAGGAGGUGGUGUGCUCCUAUGCUUCAGACCUGUCGGAGUCGGUCAUACAGGAGGCUUUCAUACAACUCUCCCAGGCUGACGUGGCCUUCACGAGCCAGGCAGCCAUCAGUGUUUCUCUGGACAACGUCUGCUACGUCAGCUCCGACGACACCAGCACACACACCUGCAGUACCGUCACCGGUUCGCAGGUGUGCCACGCCGACCCGGCCGCCGACGGGACCCCCGGCCCGUCAGGGGAGGACGGGGUGUGCACGGUGAAGAAAGCGCUGUUUACAGUGUCGGGCAUGGCCAGCUGCAUUUCUGUGCCACAGGCAGGCCAAGCCCUUUCCCUCCCCACGCCCUCCGAAGAGACGUGUCAGUAUAAGUCAGCCCUGGCCCCCACGUCACAGACCAGCCCCAAGAGGACAGUUGUGACGACAGCCUCUUCAGACACCACCGCCGCCACGCAGACUGAGAACUACCCUCAAGGACCCCACUCCGGUCCCCGGGGAGACGCCUCCGAAGGGAAGUCCCCUUUCCACCACUUCUCUGGCAACAUGGUGGACAUGAUCGUCAGCGAGGCAUGUGAGCUUAUGACCGCUACCAAGAUGAAAAAGAGUUUUGGUGACUGCGCAGAGUUUUUCACCAAGAAUAUAGGGAGCAGGAGAGGCUCCUCUUCUAGGCCUGGUUCGGUCAGCGACGAUCUUCCUGACUCACCGCUGGUGCAGAGAGCUGGCCAGGAGAGCUUCACAUACGACGGCAAGGACUGUGGGGCUGUGAAUCAAAGCGGUCCCCCUGAACAGACGUCAGGAACACACAUUGAGCCGUCUCAGCCAAAAUGUGCAAGCAGAGGUAGUGGGGAGUGUAUCCCUGGUAGUAGUGGUGGGACAGGGGAGAUGCUUCCUGUGACCAUGGACUCUUUAGAUUUGCCCGGAGCCAGGACAGGAGUCCAGAGGAAGACCUCCAUCCCCAGGGAGGAGUCCACCCCAAGCUGCGUUCAGAAGACCACACGGACACCCGGAACCCCUCCUUCUAGCCCCCAGCAGCCCACCGAGGUGUCGAAGGAGAAACAGAUCAGGCAGUUCUCCAAGAAAUUAAAAGGCAAGCUGGCCAAGGAGUUCUCCCCAGCGACCCCACCACCUACCCCCCGCUGCCUACCGGAGCCCGGUCCUGGGCCGGCAGACCCUAGCCCCGAGGCAGACAAGGCCGACUUUAUGGUGAAUCUGAUGCGGUCGCUGUCGGAGGAGGCUGAGGGCCACGGACAGGAGGAAGAGGACGAGGAGGAAGAGCAAGAGGAACACGGAGAAGGCGGGCCUUGCGCCGUCCACCGAGGCUCGGCGAUCGGAGGCACCUCAAGGGCGACUGCUCGCAGGAUGUCCAACAAGGAGGCCUUCCGCUAUGCCGAACGGCUUGCCUGUCACAUUGUAUCCAUGGCGACGGAGAUGGACACCCUGAUUGGGGCUGAGAAGCUGGAGAAGGAGAAGGAGAAAGAGGAGGAUGGGUCAGGGAGCCCAGAGGGAGUUGCGAGGAGGGACAGCGUGGCUCAGUUCUCGGAGGAGACCCUCAACUCACUGUGGGUUUACGCCGGCGAGGUGGCGGGGGAAGUCAUCAGUGACGUGAAGCGGUUGGUCAACCCAGGUCCGCAGUGUCCCCAUCACAGCGCCCUGCGCAGAAGUAGCCUGGACAGGCCAGUCCCUGAGUGUCACCACCAUCACCAUCAUCCAAUGGCUUCCAGCCCCCAGUAUCCCAUCUCCACCGCCACCUCCAGCCCAGGCUUGUCCUCCCAGUACCCCAGCUGCGAGAGCGUGACUGACGAGUAUGCCGGCUACCUCAUCAGGGUGCUGAAGAAGGAGGGAGGCAGCAGGGAACUCGUGCUGGACCAGUACGCCAGCCGCUUGGCCUACCGCUCCAUCAAGCAAGGCCUGACCCACGCCGCCCGCAAGAUGAAGAAGAAGUCUUCCAGCGCUCGUCGACUCCACUCGUCCAGGUCCCUACCGGAGGAUUGGAAGGCAGCCGGGGAUGAGGCGUGCCAGACAAGGGUCGGACAGAGCAGCGUGUGCACUUGCCCCCAGGACUCUGAGGAACAGCGUCAGCGGGAGUACGCCGACUUGGUCCACUUUUCGGAGUCGUUGGCGUACAGCAUCACCUGCGACGUGACGCGGAAGCUGUGCCUGCCGCCCGCGCUCCUGCCCAAGUCUCUGACAGACUCCUGUAUCUACAGAAGCCCCAAACUGGAGGACAUGGCCGAGAAUCUGAUCAGAGACGCCUUCUCCUGCCCCCUGCUGGCCGAGGAAGAUAAGGGCGGGCAAUACCACAGCACCAGCAGCCUGAGUGAUGGGGGCUACGGCGCCGGGGUCAUGCAGGUCAUAGAGCACUAUGCCAGGAAGAUAGUGGAGGACACCCUGGAGAUGGGUCUUUCUGCGGCCGGCCACUUGGGCCAGGAGAACCUGAGGCCCCCGGCUCACGACAGACACGCCUACGCGGACAGGCUGUCGGAGGGAGCCUGCCCCCACUGCACCAGGCCCAGGGCGCACCACCUCCACCACUGUCGGCACCCGGGCCCCAGGGUGAGGCCCAAGCGGGGCCAGGAGUGCGAGGGCGGAGCGGAACACCUCCUGGAGAUCCCCAAGAUCCAGAUCGACCUGGACCUCCGCGUGGCAUUCGCCGAGGAGAUGGUCUCCGUCGCCAUGGAGACGGCCAAGCGGGAGCUGAGCAACACCAGCCUCAACGCCGACAGCGGCAUCGGCCACGACGGGGCCAGCUACGCUGAGAGCCUGACGGCUGAGAUCAUGACGUCGGCGCUGUCCAACCUCUGUCAGGCGGCAAACCCCAGCUCCCCAGGAAGGGAUGCCACUGAGUCGACGAUGCCCCAGCAGCUCAGCGUGGGCGAUGACAGCCUGGGCAGCUGGUCCAACCUGAGCUUUGAGGACGAGCACCCCGACGAGAACAGCAGCUUCCUUCACCUCAGUGACAGCAGCAAUGGGAACAGCAGUAGCUGGAGCAGCCUUGGCCUGGAGGGGGAGGUGUGUGAGGACCACCUGUCCUUCUCCCCCUCGGACAGUGAAUGUCCCGAGGAGCAGGAGACCGACGUCAAGGAGGAAUCUAGUGGGACAGUGUGCGUGGACAGGCCUCAGCCGCCGGCCCCCAAGGCCCUGCUGGUGCUGGUGAACUCUGAGGUCAUGGAACCGGGACAUGAGCCCCAGGGGGCCGUGAUCCUGGACCCCCAGGUGAGGUGCAUGCUCCAGUGGGCUGCAGCCUCCAUGGCCGAGUUGCCCCAGGUGCAGCUGGGCACGGAGAGAGAGAUCCAGCAGCUCCAGGCGGUGGUCCAGCGGCUCCGGGAGCGGGAGUGCCGGGUGGGGGACCUGCUGCAGGCCCUGCUGCGCUACUGUGAAGAGGUCCAGGCCCGGAGCCAGUUGCCGGCGCCCUCCCACCCCAGGGAGACGCCCUCUCUGCCCCACCACGGCACGCCGCUCUUCCAGUGGCUCCUGGAGCACUUUUAGCCUCUCCCUCUCCUUCUCUCCCUCCUUUCCGUUCCCUUAUCUUUACCCCUCUCCCGGUGACACCUGCUCUGUGUAUGCGGAAUCGCGCUGCUGCCUAUUGGCCUCCACUGCUGUAUUACUCCCCUACCCAACGCCUGUCCAUGUGAACCGAGACCCCCCUCUCUCUAGUGUCUCCUAUAAGGCUUCAUACCAGCCGGCCGUCACUAGAUGGCGCCAGGCAGAUGGCACGAAGAAAUCUGCUCAUAGCUGUGUGUAAGUGUGUGUGUGUGCGUGUGUGUUAGAGAGAGAGGGUAAUUUGCACUGUACCGUGACCAGCAGUAAUUCCUUUUUCCUUCCUCCCAAUUAGUCGUUAGAGCUCUGUUUAUUCUUGGUAUUAGCCUCCGUCGUUCUGAUUUAGUGACUGACCUCGGAAACAGCCGAAACCUUGUGUUCUUGCUAAUCUUCCUUUACUGCUACAGAAAGAAAGCGGAGGAGAGAAGCCCAGCCCUAGUCGAGACAAUGUGUUCUGUGUUAGGGAAUCCCCACUCGGGUGGAUGAUGUCAAAGCCGGAGUUCACCUCUGUGGUGGCGUUUCCACAUGCUAAAGACACCGACCUCACACACGCAUGUGCGCACACACACACACACACACCGCACCACCACACCCUUCAUCAUUUGUACUGCCCGAAGUCAUUCAAGUUGCUUAAUAUUACUACCUUUUUUCUCCUCGAGCAUAUUGUAUUUCAAGACUCUAAAGUGAUUGCUUGUCAGUCAUGGUGUAUUCCGUUUCUGGCCCUGUUGCACUGAGGCUCAGUAAAUAUGUGGUAUCGAAACACUUGGAUUAUUCACACCUGUCAAAUAAGGGGUAUAUAUAUAUAUAUAUAUAUAUAUAUAGAUAUAGAUAUAGAUAUUACUGUUUACCCCUCAUAUCGCAGAUCACUUCUUCCCAUCAGUAUUAGUGUGCAAAAUAGAGGUCUAACCUCUGCUCAAAACACAAUCAAUAGUGAUUAUCAGGAAGUUAUCAAGGAUUUCAAGGCAUUGUAUUUUUUGAGCCUGGAAAACCUCCCAACCUUUCGUUUUUGCACAAAUAAACGUAAGGAAAUAACCUGUACUUCUUUACCUGACGUAUGGCCAGUUGAAGUUGAACUGCUGCUCGGUGAUGCAAGCAGCCAUGGAUUGUAGUGGCGGAGUCUCUAGCCGUAUGAAGCCGGGACAGUGACUGUCAUCGUGUGUGUGUGUGUGUGUGUGUGUGUGUGUGUGUGUGUGUGUGUGUGUGUGUGUGUGUGCGUGCGCAUCGGUGUCGAGCCUGGGGCCACCGUGGAUGGUGUUGAGGAGAACAGGGCGGAGGGAUCUACUGACGUAGAUGACAUUAAUCACAGGUUACCCAAGCAAGACCUCCGAAACCAUCAGUACCAUCACACAUAACCAAACAGUCGCCAGUCGCCCGUUCACCACCACCACCACCACCACCCACACGCACACGUCAGUGUGUGUGUUAUUCAAUAUUCCUGGCUAUCGCCACUUCUAUUGAACACACACGCCCAUGUUACUCAUCAGAGGAAUGCUAAACACGCACACAGGCUCUGAUUUGCUGAUGUUUGCAUCAGUACUGCUUCCUCAAUGAUUAACAGACAAAAGGGGAAGGAGACUCAGCUCCGGGCUCUCCCUGCCUCUCCAUCUCCACCCCCCCUCUCUCUCUCUCCACCACCUCCGUCCCCUCCCUCACCCUCUUCCAUCUCGUUCCUCCGCCAUCUCCCUCUGCCAUCUCCCUUUCCCUCUCUCCCUCCAUCUCCCUCUCCAGAGGUAGAAGAUGAUCAUGGUGAUCAUCUUCCCCUUGAGUUCCUCCUCAUCGUUGUGGAUCGCGUCCCAAUCUGCAUGGCUGAGUCUCUGAAAUCGGACUCCUUCUUUGGGCUGAAUAUCGUUCUAUAAAUGUACCUGGCUAUCGUGUUGAUCCGUGGCUCGCCAAAACGUGCAAUUGUUCGCAACAGUUAUUCCUGUAUCAUGAAUUAAAAUGCUAUACAUAUAUAUCUAUAUAAUUAUAUACAGUAUAUAUCGAUAUAGAUAAAUAUUACACACACACAGAGCACAGGUGGGCUUCUAACGACCAUCCAGUUUAUACCUGAAGACAGUGUUGUUAAAAAAAGAAAAUUGGAGGGGUUUUGAGAAUUUAAAUGCACACCGCCGUGUUUCUUGGUUUACAUUCUAAACAUUUCAAACAAAGUAUACAAAAGAACUACGAAUGUAUUGAGAGUGAAAGCCUGCUUUGGUCUAAAGGGCCUUUCCUUUAGACCAGGGGGGGCGGGGAUGAGACUUCUCCAUGACGUACCUGCUGAACCUUCCCCCCACCCCCCUGCCCCUGGUUAUAUUUCUUUCUUAAACGUAGUACUUCAACGUUCUUCUCUUUCCAGGUGACCUAUAAACUCUAUCGUGUGUUGUUAAACAAACGUGAUAACAUCAAUGCAUGUUCCUGCAGAGAAAAACGAUGGUGGUUGUAGUAAAAAAGUAGUCUUGUAUCUAAUAUUUUGUUCUGUUGGCUCCAGCGUUCAUUUGGUUCCUAUCUCUAUAAAUGCACACAGGCAGCCCUCACUUUCUUCUGUUUCCUGCUUCCUUGUAACAUUUUGCCAAAUAAGAUAUUUAAUAAUUUAUGUAAGUUGUAUAAUGUUAAGUAAACUUCUUGUUCCUCUAGUGGCAAUGCUGAAUAAUUGACACAUGCUUAGCUUGAUAUCAAAGCACUAAAUAUGUCAUUGUUAAAGCGAUGUGGGACAAUAAAGCUUUUACAUGUGGUCUGAAGAAA